AGUACUACGUACCAUUCUCUGUGUGAAUCAGAAGAGGCUGAGAGAGUUUAGCUUCCCGAAUCAGCACGUAAUCCCUCAGAUCUCAACCUGCAGAGCUUCAAUUGCUUGUACAAUCCGAUCCUGAAUCAGCUUAUCCCACGCUUCUCUCCCUCUCUGUCUCUCGCUAACUCAAUUCCAAUCCCACCAGUGCUCUUUUGUCGUUGUUGUUUCAAUCAUGUGGAGGUUCAAACCAUUUAUGCAAAAAGAACCAACUGGUCUUGAAGGCCGCUCUAUCGAUGUUGGCAAUCUUAAAAUUCAUGUCCGAAAUGCCAUUGCUGAAGGAGGGUUCUCUUGCGUCUAUUUAGCUCGGGAUGCUGUGAAUGUGUCAAAGCAGUAUGCUUUAAAGCACAUAAUAUGUAAUGAUGAGGAAUCACUGGACCUGGUAGUGAAAGAGAUCUCAGUGAUGAAAUCACUCAAAGGACAUCCGAAUGUUGUCACACUCUAUGCGCAUACUGUAAUGGAUAUGGGACGGACUAAGGAAGCACUCCUUGUGAUGGAAUUUUGUGAGAAGUCCCUUGUUAAUGUGCUGGAGAGCAGAGGAGCUGGGUUUUUUGAUGAGAAACAGGUUCUCUCAAUCUUUAGGGAUGUGUGUAAUGCCGUGUUUGCAAUGCAUUGUCAAUCCCCGCCCAUUGCACAUAGAGACUUGAAAGCUGAGAAUGUUCUUCUGGGGCCUGAUGGAUUGUGGAAGUUGUGUGAUUAUGGAAGCACCUCUACCAAUCACAAGCGCUUUGAGAAGCCUGAAGAAAUGGGUAUCGAAGAAGACAAUAUCAGGAAGCAUACAACACCUGCUUACAGGGCCCCUGAGAUGUGGGAUCUCUUCCGGAGAGACCUUCUAAAUGAGAAGGUAGACAUAUGGGCUCUUGGGUGCCUCCUCUUUCGGAUAGGCUACUUCAAAAGUGCAUUUGAUGGAGAAUCAAAGCUACAAAUCUUGAAUGGAAACUAUCGCAUUCCAGAGCUACCUAAAUAUAGUUCCUCUGUUACGGACCUGAUCAGAGACAUGCUUCAAGCUUCACCAGAUAACAGACCAGACAUCACGCAGGUGUGGUUUCGUGUUAAUGAGCAGUUACCUGCUAACUUACAGAAGUCUUUACCUGAUAGGCCACCUGAAAUGCAGACUGACAUACUUGAAGGUGUUUCAAAACCUGCAAAUAAGGCACAUCCAGUGCCUCGCAGAACUCCACCACCGCCACCUUCGUCUGUAGAACCAACUAGAAACACAUCACAACCUUCAUCCAGGACAGAUGUAGGUGGCGGGCAGCUUGGUGCCUUCUGGUCCACACAGCAUGCCAAGGUCUCAGUGGUUGCUGAGGAUAGGACAAGACCCAAAUUUGAUGAAGAACCAACUAGCCAUAGUACAUCAAAACACGACAGAUUUCAUAUGGAGAACCAUCCUUUACCUAGGAAUACUAGCCCUGCGAAUGAGGCAAAUAUAGAAACUCAUGCUGUUCGAAGAAAUGCACAUGGUAAGUCACACAAGUCUGGUGAUGGCCCUUCCAAGGACUUUGAGAUAAUGUUUUCUCAGAAGGAUACAGACCACAGCAUGGAGAGGCCAAAACCAUCAAAAACUGAGAGCACAGCUACUUUUCAAGAUGCGGCUUUUAACACUUUUGUUGCUGAAUUUGAUACCAAUAAGUUAAGUCCUGGUGGUAGUAAUAGCAAAUCAGGAAAAGAUGAAGUAUUAGAGGCUGAAGUGGAGAUGCUGAAGGAGCAGCUGAAGCAAGCUAACUUGGAGAAGGCUGAAAUAACCUCCAAAUUUGAAAAGCUGUCUGCCAUUUGUCGAUCUCAAAGGCAGGAGAUACAGGAGCUGAAGCAAGCAGUUGCUGCUAGAACUCCAUCACCAAAUAAAGAUACUUUGAAAAAUCAAACUUUGCCUGGAACUCGGCCUGUUGCGACUCCUUUGCAUAGGGAGAAAAUUGAAGCAACAGUUUGGGACAUAGAGCAAGAAGAAACUGACUGGAAUACUGGGAACCCAGAGCCAAAGCCAUGGAAUGCAUUUGCUGAGGAACCUAAGUCACAGCAGACUCUUUCAAAGGACAACCCUACAAAAUCUGUCAGGACAAGAAAUGGUCACCAGAACAAGCAGGCUGCUCCAGUAAACAGUGGUUUUGAUACUUGGGGAUUUGGAACAGAGAGUUUUUCUGCUGCCCCCAUUACCAGCCCUCAGAUUCCAAGACCCGUCAGUGACGGGUAUAAUUCACAGCGCAUUGGUGAGGCAAAGAUCACAGAGAGCAAGCCAGCUUCUCAACCUGCCGGAUGGGCUGGUUUUUGACUUGAGCCAUCUGGAAAUCUAUAAUGGAGGUAUUUUGUGAGAACCCCGGCAUCUUUCUUGGCACCUUUGGUCCAAAAAAUGAGGAUAGAGAAAAUUUAGAAAUGUAUGGCUUAUUGGGCUUGAUUCGUGCUGUCGAGUGCUUGUGUUUGUAGAUCUUGCUAUGCAGUGAAACAUUGUCACAUGUUAUUGUGGACACUUACAAUUGUAUACUUUAUGCAUGUCUCAAUUGCUGGGUUGAGAAAAUAA
Alnus glutinosa is the source of this 2554-nucleotide messenger RNA. RefSeq lists its product as uncharacterized. The record is from RefSeq and is a predicted model, not a curated record. The coding region runs from base 215 to 2308 and encodes 697 amino acids. Gene Ontology annotation, biological process: protein phosphorylation. NCBI's taxonomy places the organism in Eukaryota, Viridiplantae, Streptophyta, Magnoliopsida, Fagales, Betulaceae. Gene Ontology annotation, cellular component: cytoplasm. Gene Ontology annotation, molecular function: ATP binding; protein serine/threonine kinase activity. The transcript has 8 exons.